Capra hircus (goat) is the source of this 405-nucleotide messenger RNA. It is a transcript of the gene CYB5A, whose product is annotated as cytochrome b5. The record is from RefSeq and is marked provisional. The transcript is spliced from 5 exons. Gene Ontology annotation, molecular function: heme binding. Gene Ontology annotation, cellular component: intracellular membrane-bounded organelle; mitochondrial outer membrane. Lineage: Eukaryota; Metazoa; Chordata; Mammalia; Artiodactyla; Bovidae. Bases 1 to 405 code for a protein of 134 amino acids.
AUGGCCGAGGAGUCCAGCAAACCCGUUAAGUACUACACCCUGGAAGAGAUCCAGAAGCACAACCACAGCAAGAGCACCUGGCUGAUCCUGCACUACAAAGUGUACGAUUUGACCAAAUUUUUGGAGGAGCAUCCUGGUGGGGAGGAAGUCUUAAGGGAACAAGCUGGAGGUGAUGCCACUGAAAACUUUGAGGACGUUGGACACUCUACAGAUGCUCGAGAAUUGUCCAAAACAUUUAUCAUUGGGGAGCUGCACCCGGAUGACAGAUCAAAGAUAACCAAGCCUUCGGAAAGUAUUAUUACUACCAUUGAUUCUAAUUCCAGCUGGUGGACCAACUGGCUGAUCCCAGCCAUCUCAGCGCUGGUUGUAGCCCUGAUGUAUCACCUCUACACUUCGGAAAACUAA